GCCAAUCAUUGGCUGGAAAUGUAUGGUUGGAUGCAUUGAAUGCAAUGUUUUUCAACUAAAAGAAAAGCAUUGAAUCUGUAUUUACUUAAUACAAGCGAUACUUAAAUUUUUUUUAAUAAUUAUUUGAUGACCCGCGAUCUGCUUGACCUGAGUUGACGAUCGUCUUCUGUUGUUUCUUCUGUUUUUUUCUGGCGGCGGAUAUGUCUUUUGGAUGACUUUGUUUGGGGUUUUUUUAAGUCACAAAUGAACGAAUCGGUGGUCAAACCAGCAGUCGUUGUGGCCAACAAUCUGAAGCCAAUUGUAGCCUCAAAUCACUCAAUGAAUGGAGAAAUGGUUGUCCAAACCCAAAGCCAAUCCAAUCACACAACAAAUCCGAUGUCGUCGAUACCAAUCAAAUUGAGUGCCGACUCCCGUCCGCUACCCUCACAGCAACCGCCGCCGUUGUCGCACCAAACGGCUGGUCAGCCACCAGUAAAACCUCGUGACUAUAAACUAAUAGCGGAUCCGGCACUAAAAAAAGGUGCAGCGCUUAAAGUCUAUCGAUACGAUGGAGUGGUUCCCGGGAAGGAAGCGGUUUAUUCAGCGGUUCAGGUGAAGGAUCCACGAAGACCUCCCAUUUGGAAUCACAUCGAAGCCGCGGAACUGAUUUUUCCCAAAUUUAAGAUUGACAGCAAUUAUGUGGGAACUCCGCCGCCGCUGGAGGUGUCCAUUACGAAUCUGAACGAUAAUAUAAAUAAAACAUUUUUAGAAGAUUUAUUAAAAAAAUUUGAUCUCAUCGAUGAAUUAGAAGUUUUAUAUCAUCCAAAAACCAAAAAACAUUUGGGUUUAGCGCGAAUCAGUUUCAACUCGACUUCUGGCGCCAAAGCCUGUGUAGAUAAGUUGGACCAGACGUCAGUGAUGGGCAAUAUUAUCAACGUUUUUAUUGAUCCAUUCGGCAAAGAAGUUACGUCAGCUUUCGAAGCGAUAGUAAAUCCGCCACCAGUUAUACCUCAAAUACCAACCACACAACAACCAUCCAUAGAUGCAAACUUUUUAGAUCCAAAUACAGCAUUAAAUCCAGAAGUAGAAAGUGUACCGUCAGUAUCGAUGACUGUCAACUCAUCAAUUCCUGCCACCACUCCUUCCAAUAGUUCCGAUUAUGGGUACGCCACUGACGGUAGACUAACUGCAAGCGCUAACUAUUUAUCAACAACACAUUCAUCUCAUUCGACACCACUUAGCUAUGACAGCGGAUACUCCUAUCAACAGCACUACCCUUACGCCACAGACAACGGCAACAACUGUACCGACGGCUUGUGGAACCAAACAACUGGUGCCGUCAACAAUAUGGUAUGGGAUCCGCAAAGCGGACAAUGGAUUGAAAACAACAUAAAACCCGAUCCGUCGUCGCUCAACAAAAGCCUGGUCAGAGAGAGUCUGGACUCGCGUAUAGAACUACUACUGAAACAACAGAGCGCCGGUUUGGGACCCAGUUUUCUGGGUAUUCUUGGAAGUCCACCACUCGAUUUCAAAAGUAGUAGUUCUCCUUUGAAUAGUAAUAAUAAGAAAAACGAGUUCACAGAGUCGGCAAACAGACGGAACAAUCAACGCCGUUCAGACAUGGAUUCAGAACCCAUUCUGGGAACACCUCCGUCACCAUUCUUGAGUGCAUCCGAUUUCAUUAAAUGGCAUAAAAUGACGAAAGCUAUCGAUUCGGGUAAAGAACUGAUUUGGGAAGACAGCGACUACGAUAAUCUGGACGACGAAGAAGAUAUCGAAGAUGAUUCGACACCACUGAAGGAUGAACCACAAGAAAGUAAGAGAUCUCGUAAUAAGUAUAAGAAACGUGUUGAGGAUGACAACGAUGACGAUCGUAUGUCAUUGUCAUCGUUGAGUAGCGGCGAAAAACUGCUGAUAGGAGGUGAGGACACUAGCGAGCCCUCAACUUCUGCCGGUGUUCAUCAUCAGGCAUCUCACCCCAUGUAUCCAUCUGAACACGUCCAGAUGAUGGCACGGUUAGGGCUGUGGAAACCGGGAAUGGGCUCCGAUAUUGAUAUGGUAGCCUAUAAUUCGGCCACCAAUCCGCCUAACUAUACCUCAUCAACAGCCACCACAGCGUUCACCCCAUUUAUGUUUACACCUAUGACUGGCCAGUCAUUUAGCACAACUCAGUCAGCCACCCAUCCCUUUCCACAGCCCUGUUAUUAUAGUAGCGCUGGUUUUAUCCAACAACCAAACAGUUCUCAUUUUCCUUCUCUAUCAACACCAGUAACGCCGACAUCAAAGACACCGCAAAUGUCCCAAAUGAACAACGAGUGGCAAAAACAGACAAACGAAGCAAAUAAGAUACAGAUAACUCGUAAUUCGCUUAAUAUAGUGGUAUCCGAAUUGAAAGAAAUGAUUAAGAAAGACAUUUGCAAAAAAAUGGUCGAAAGCACUGCCUUCAAGCUGUUCGAGAAGUGGUGGGAUGACUGCGAAAACAAGUCCAAGACAUCAGGAGUUAGUUUAUAUAGCAGUGAUAGGUUUUCUAAUAAUAAAUCUCAUGAGUCGAGGCCGACGACGACGACAACAACAACACCAUCGUCUCAAUGGCAAACAAUUCCAUCAUUAUAUGAUAAUAAAGCAGAAUCUGUAAAUACUUUCUCGGGUCUUGGAUUAGGUCUGAGAGCGGCCAUUCCUAAAAUGCCUUCGUUUCGACGCAAAUUCAAAAAGCCAUCUUCGCCUGACCCGACCGAUGAUACUCCCGAUAUAAAAAGGAGCGAAUCGGACGAAGAUAUUGAUAAAUCCGAUGAUAGCGACAGCUAUAGGCGCGAGUCGAGGGCACAGAAGAAUAGAGCGGCCGCUGUUAUCGACGACGACACCAAAUCGUCGAUUAGUAGCUCUAAAAGUGACAGCAGUUCCAGCUCUAGUUCGGACUCGAGUUCAUCGGAAUCGUCAAGUGAUAGUGACUCUUCGUCUUCAUCGUCAGCCUCAUCGUCAUCUUCAUCAUCCGCUUCAUCGUCUAGUUCUUCAUCUGAUUCAUCUGCAUCAUCCGUCACUUCUAGCGCUAAACGAAAAAAGAAAUACAGAAAACAUCGGUCAACUGUUUCAACAAAAGAAAAAUCAGACAAAGAUUUUGCUCAAAGAGAGUCUCAAUUAAAAGCCGAACGAAAAAGUCCUGAAGAAGAAAAUGAUAGUAAAUUAGAUUCAAUUGAUGAUAAAACAGAUAAUAACACUGAAGUAACCACUGAUUUAGAAUUGGAGGCAUCGCAAGCUCUUAUGGCUUUGGCCACUGGUUUUUCAACAGUGGUUCCAAAGAACUUAGUCACAGCAGAGCCCAGUGGUAAGGAUAGUACGACAACAUUAAGCAGAGUUCCUAUGAAUAGUGACACGGAAUCGGCACCAGAAACGGAAGAAUUCGAUAAUGAAACGCCUCAGACGGCGGUUGCUUUCGAUCACAGCUAUUGUAUGCCUGAACCGAAUUUACGAUCACGAGAACCGGCCACCGAUCUCGAUUCAGUGAUCGAUUUGGUCGCCCGGGGAGUCGCUAAAGACAAAUCGAAAGACAAGUCGAAUCAGUUGACAGAUCAUAUGUAUAGUCGAACAAAAGAUACCUCAGCUCAGGCUAAGACCCAGAAGAGACAGUACAAGAAAAAGACGUCGCCUCAGAAAACCGCUCAAAAGUCGUCGCCGACUCCGGAGUUUGAUCACAGCCUAUACGCUGUGGCCUCUGAAUGGCGUAAAGCCAAGAGAGCGCGAACUAAUAUACCGAAUAAUAUAACCGACUCUUUCGUCGAUGACUAUGUCGUUCCCGAAAGAGUACCGACACCGCAACCAGUGUUCAAGAAACGAGAUCUAAUCGAAGAGAUGAACAUUUUAUACGAAUUUUUGGCCACUGGUGUCGACGUCGAAGAUGUUUCUUAUAUGAAAAGAAGUUACGAGAAUAUGCUUCAAGAGGACAACCAGAUCUGGUGGUUGAACGAUAUUCAUUGGGUCGAUCAUCCGGCCACUCAUAUUGCGUCACCAAAGAAGAAACGAAAGACAGACGAUUCUCAGCCACGAAUUCAUCAGACGGGUUGCGCCCGAUCUGAGGGCUACUAUAAGAUGGACUUCUGGGAAAAGGUGCGAAUGUCGCACGUGUCCAACACAUCACUCAAUACGACAAACAAUGAAGACAAUGACUUACCGAAACAGUUGCGCGCCCGACAAGUAGGAACAGGGUCCACCCGAGAGGCCAGAUCUAAUCAACGACGACUUUUGGCCACAGUUGACGCCGCCUGGAGUGAUCUCUUGAAGUUUAAUCAAUUACAGUUCCGCAAAAAACAGCUGAAGUUCGCCAAGAGUCGAAUCCACGACUGGGGUCUGUUCGCAUUGGAACCGAUUGCCGCCGACGAAAUGGUCAUCGAAUAUGUUGGCCAAGGAAUUCGGCCGAUUAUCGCCGAUAUUAGAGAAAAGAAAUACACUGAAUUGGGUAUCGGUAGUUCAUACCUGUUCCGAGUGGAUCUCGAGACCAUUGUCGACGCUACCCGUUACGGAAAUGUGGCCCGAUUUAUAAAUCAUAGUUGCAAUCCUAAUUGUUACGCCAAAGUGAUUACCGUGGAGGGCGCCAAAAAGAUUGUCAUCUAUUCCAAGCAACCAAUCGAAGUGGACGAAGAAAUUACCUACGAUUACAAAUUUCCCAUCGAAGAGGACAAUAAGAUUCCGUGUCUAUGUCUGGCGCCUCAAUGUCGUGGUUUCUUAAACUAAAAUAAUUGAUUGAUCCGAUGAUGACUUGAUUUUUGUGGUUAUUGAUUGU
Messenger RNA from Oppia nitens, 4753 nucleotides. RefSeq names its product histone-lysine N-methyltransferase SETD1-like (gene Set1). Gene Ontology annotation, cellular component: Set1C/COMPASS complex. NCBI's taxonomy places the organism in Eukaryota, Metazoa, Arthropoda, Arachnida, Sarcoptiformes, Oppiidae. The transcript is spliced from 9 exons. The record is from RefSeq and is a predicted model, not a curated record. Gene Ontology annotation, molecular function: protein binding; histone H3K4 methyltransferase activity; RNA binding. The coding region runs from base 244 to 4704 and encodes 1486 amino acids.